CAGAGGAACGCAAGCUGAGCACACUAGCUGUGGGGGGUUGAUGUUGCAAUAUUCAUACAAGCCGAAUAUUGCUUUUCUGAAGUGACACACACCCCUGAUAUAGUAAUAAUUCGUGACAGUUGACUUGGUUGUGGAUAAUAAGCAGCCGGUUUGCGUUUCUUCUGUUUAUAACGCUGUUAAACAGAUAGAAAGACAGAAAAGAGCGAGGAUGUUGGUCCCCGCAGGAAGAUAAUGAAGAGGAUCCGCGUUUUGUUGGUGUGCCUCAUCGUAGCGCUCCUGUGCUGGUCUCCUGCUUGUGAUGUCCACUGUUCGGAUCAGAGCUCGUCUGGCUCCUCUGGCCCCGCCCACGCCGCACAGGAUGGCAACGCACACGCACACACACCGGAGCAGGAGCAUACACAGGUGGAGGAGGCCUGGAGGACGGCCUCUGAGCCACCGUACCAUGUGGGGCUGGAGGCGGAGUGGGGAGCAGCAGUAGAGGAACAGACACACACACACUCAUCACAACACACACAACAGACUGUGAAUCAGGAGGAGUCGGUGGUGCUGCUGGAGCGGUACCAGUACCAGGAGGAGGAGGAGGAGCAGGAGGGGGAGCUGGUGGUGGCGGUCGCGGGGGAGGAGGAGGAGGAGGAGGAGGAGGAGAUGGACCGGCCGGACCCGGAGCAUCCUGCCACUGAGCCAGAACCAGAACUGGCCCCCACACACACCCCUGAGCCCCAGCAGCAGCAGCAGGUCCAGAGCCAGGCUCCUCUGGGGGUCAUCCACACGCAGCCGGACGCCGAGGCCCAAAUCGAGCUGCAUCCCUCGGGCACGCAGGACCAGGCUGCAGCCUCCUUCACCCUCUCUCCCUCCUCCCCUCCUCCCAGCACAGACACCCACACACAGCAGCAGCAGCAGCAGCAGCAACCCCAAGCUCAUCACCAUGACGACACUCACCCCGCGACCCCCGAGCGCACGGCUGAAGCACCCGGCGGCGGGACACCUACCUCAGACACCCCCUCCCCCGACGCCCCAGCCAGCACACUAGCGGUUGCCAGAUCUCCUAUCCCGGCACUAGCGGUUGCCAGAUCUGAGAGCUCUAGUGCCAGGGAGUGUGUGGUGGGUGCCCCUGCCCUGGGGGCAUCCUCCUCCAGCGAACACCUUGACUUUGGCAACACGCUCGCUCUCACCAGUGACCUUGAGGACAUGUCGGUGACGCUGGGGCGGGGGACGGGGACCAACGCAGACCUGCCCGCCUCGCUGGUCCCGCGUGACAUCGUCACCACUGAGCCGGAGCCGGAGCAGGAGCGCAGCGGGAACGCCUCCGCCAAGCCCGACGACGCCCAGCAGGUGGGGGACUCGUCUGGCUCCCGUGAGAAUGACCCGUCUGUGCCCAGUAAAGAAGACAUCCCCACCUUUGAUGAAUGGAAGAAGAAAGUCAUGGAGGUGGAGAAGGAGAAAAGUCAGAUUCUCCACACCUCCAGUAACGGCGCCCCCCACCCCGUCAAGAAGGUCCAGAAGAACUUCAAGAACAACUACGCCUCCGUGGAGUGCGGCGCCAAGAUCCUCUCCGCCAAUCCAGAGGCCAAGAGUACGUCCGCCAUCCUGAUGGAGAACAUGGACAUCUACAUGCUGAACCCCUGCAGCAACAAGAUAUGGUUUGUGAUAGAGCUGUGUGAGCCUAUCCAGGUGAAGCAGCUGGACAUUGCCAACUUCGAGCUCUUCUCCUCCACGCCCAAAGACUUCCUGGUCUCCAUUAGCGACAGGUACCCGACUAACAAGUGGAUCAAGCUGGGCACUUUCCACGCCCGCGAUGAGCGCAACGUCCAGAGCUUCCCAUUGGACGAGCAGCUCUAUGCAAAAUACGUCAAGAUGUUCAUCAAGUACAUAAAGGUUGAACUUCUCUCCCAUUUCGGAUCGGAACACUUCUGUCCCCUCAGUCUCUUCAGGGUGUUUGGGACCAGCAUGGUGGAGGAGAUCGAUGAGCAAGACGAGUCUCCUUUCCCCUCCGAGCGCUACCCGGACGAGGAAUACGAUGACAUCCACACCUUCCUGUCAAAUGAAGACAAGUCCUCCAAGAACCUCCUGGGAUCCGCAACAAAUGUGAUCCUGGAUAUUGUGAACAACAUCGCUGCCAACGUGCUGGGCCAGAAAGCAGAGCAGGAGGAGGGAAGAGCUCACACUGAAGGAGACUCCUCAUCUGGGCCUGAGAACACCACCGAUACGGCACCAGGCACCGACACCGACACCAGCCUUCUGGAAUCCUCAGAGUCAGACCAGCCCCUCCUCCCCAAGGAGGGCGCCCCUCCCCCUCCCCCUCCCCCCACCCCCACCGCCACACAGGAGCCCCCCCAGCCCCUGGAGACGGGGGAGGGAGGGGGUCAUCAGAUCGUGACCCUCGUCACCGAGGAAGACGAGGAGGAGGAGGAAGAGUCUCGACCGCAGUCCACCGUCACGGUGACCCUGAUGGAGGAAGAGGAAGAUGAGGAAGAGGAGGAGUACAGAGGACACCAGACCAAUGACGGCUCUUCCUCUUCCUCCUCGUCUUCCUCUUCGGCGCCCCCGGAGUCUGAUGAGGAGCGUUGGCGUGGCGACGCGUCUCGUCGCGAGAGCCUGUUCUACUGCGCCCACCUCUCCACCCUCUCCUGUCUGGCAUCGCUGCAGGAGAAGCUGUUCCGCUGGUGCAGUGCCAGCCUCGCCAUCCAGCGCCACCGCAAGGAGCAGCGGGGACCAGCGCCGCGAGGACACGCCCAGGACGCGGCCGCACAGGGCACCGCGCCCGCCACCACGACCGCACACAAGCCUCCGACAGACACCCAGGAGGCCGACUCCGACUCCUCUUCCGACUCCUCCAUCGCACAGGAGCAGCAGCAGGUGGCGUCGGUGUCGGAGGAGGACAGGAGGAGUCAGGGGGUGCAGGGGGAGAGGGACAGCACCUCCUCCUCCUCCUCCUCCUCCUCCUCUUCUGCAGUGGUGGACAGCGCUGCGUCUCGUCAGGGAGGCGAGGUGUUGGCGUCAGGAGUGGACUCCAUGGAGCUGCAGCCGAGCCGCCUCCCCACCCUGCCCCCCCACGUCGCCCCCGACGCCUCCCCGGCCGCCAAGCCCACGCCCACCCGGGAGGUGCCCCCGUACGGCUCGGGAGAGCAGGGGCAGGGUGGGGGCGGGCUGCAGCGGCCGGGGCCGGGGGGGGGCUACCUGGAUCAGCAGGUCCCCGAGACACAGGCCGACGCCUGGAGGACUAGCGCCACUAGCGUUAGCGUUAGCGUUAGCCUGCCGCUACACCCCACCCCCACCCUCACCAACACACACGCCACACACACACACACUCACACCAACACACACACACCUGCUGCUGCUGCUGCUGCUGAUGACAGUCCAAAGAGCGAUACAGACUCUUCGUCGUCGUCGUCCUCCUCCUCUUCCUCUUCUUCUCCGCCCGCCAAGCAGGAGGUUCUCCCCCCGUCCCCCAGUGAACAGCUUCCCCAGCCCCCCCUCCUCCCCACACACACGCAGCCCGUAAACCUCACCCCCCCUACGGAGCUCCCGGCCCCCGCAACCGAGUCCGGUAGCACACACACCAACACACAGACUCACAACAAACACACAGACAACACACACGCCAACACACAGGGACACAAACACAGCAACACACAGCAGCAGGUGCUGGACGAGCUUCCCCAUCACCUGCCGCUCAGCCCUGGAGGUGUUGCUGGGCAACAGCAUCAGCAUCAGCACCCCCAUGCUCCUCCCCCUGCUCCUGUGGAGUUGCCGGAGUCUCCGCCCCCGCUGGGCGACGUGAGGGUGGAGGAGGCGGCCGUGGAGGAGCUGCUGCUUAGCGUCAGCGUAACCAACGGCAACGGACACCAUCAUCACCACCUGCACCGCACCGCCACCGACUUCUACGCCGACUCGGGCGAGGUGCCGGGGCACGUGGGUAAUAAUAACGGUGGAGGAGGGGGCGGGAGCGGAGGAGGAGGAGGCGGCGGAGGGGGCGGCGGCCUCGUGCACUCGGGGUCCAAUCAGAAGGAGUCUGUGUUCAUGAGGCUGAAUAACCGCAUCAAGGCGCUCGAGAUGAACAUGUCACUCAGCAGCCGAUACCUGGAGGAGCUCAGCCAGCGGUAUCGCAAACAGAUGGAGGAGAUGCAGAGAGCCUUCAACAAGACCAUCAUCAAGCUGCAGAACACCUCACGCAUCGCAGAGGAACAGGAUCAGAGGCAGACUGACUCUAUUCAGGUUCUUCAGUCUCAGCUGGAGAACGUCACCAAGCUGAUGCUGAACCUGUCACACACCGUCAUGCACUUGCAGAGAGAGGUGUCCGAUCGUCAGAGUUACCUGGUGGUGUCUCUGGUGCUGUGUGUGCUGCUGGGGCUGCUGUUGUGCCUCCAGUGCUGUAGAGGGCUCUGCAGAGCCAAGCGGGCCACACCUGCAGUACCCAUCAACAACCACUACCCCAGCCCAAAGAGGUGUUUCUCCUCGUAUGAUGACAUGAGUUUGAAGCGCAGGGUGUCGUGUCCUCUCGUGCGCUCCAAGUCCUUCCAGAUGCCAACCACAGAUGUAGGCCCUGAUGACUUGUUCAUAGUUGAGCCGCUCAGGUUUUCUCCAGAGAAAAAGAAGAAGCGCUGCAAGUCAAAGACUCUUGACCGGACGGCUGUAGUUCCCUCCUCCAUCAUCACCUCCUCCUCCAUCACCUCCUCCUCCUCCUCAGCGGAGACCCAGAGGUCCUCCUCAGUGCUCCCCACCACGGGGGUCAGUCUGUUUAACGGGGAGGCCAAGUGCAACGGCUCAGCACAUCACUACCACCACCACCACCACCUCCUGCACGGCUCCACCUCCACCUCCUCCUCCUCCUCAGUAUACCCCCACCACUUCCUCCCCUGCCCCUCCCCCGACGCCGACCUCCUCCUGCUCUCCUCCUCGGCCGCCUCCUCCUCGCGGGAGGCCGCUUGGUCUGAGAUGAGCUCCGAGGGAUCGUCCACCGUCUCCAUCGAGGAGCUCAACGCCCUCUCCUCCUCUUGGACCUCCUCCUCCUCCAUCCCCACCUCACCUCCUGCUGCUCCCCAAACAUCAUCACUACCCCCUCCCUCCUCCUCCUCCUCCACCUGCUCCUCCUCCUCCUCCUCUUCCUCCUCCUGUCCGGGUCUUUGUAAUGGAGGAGGCCCUCUGUCUCAGCAGGCACCUCCUCCUCCUGCUCCUCCUCCUCCACCUCCUCCUCCUCGUACCCGGGCGGAGAAGAGGUCCUUCAAGCGGCGCCGCUCCAAGCAAGCAGAACUGCAACAACUACAAAAACAACAACAACAACUCCAACAACUACAACAACAACAACAACAACAUCCUCAUCCUCAUCACCAUCACCAUCCCCAUCCUCAGCCUCAGCCUCAGCAUCAGGACCACCACAUCUGGAACGGCUACGGUGCCCAUGAGGAGAGAGAGCUGCAGCUGCCCGCGCCCAUCCCCGUCUCCACGGCGACGCCCAUCACUGUCUCCACGGCGACGCCCAUCACUGUCUCCACGGCGACGCCCAUCCCUGUUUCCACGGCGAUGCCCAUCUCCAUCCCCGUCUCCUCCUCCUCCUCCUCCUCCUCUCUGCCCCCCGCUCUCCCCUCCUCUCUGCCCAGCCUGCAGCACCUGAUGAAGGGGAAGCCGGAGCUGGGCAUGGGGGUGGGGGUUGGGGUCGGGAGCUUCAGAGCACAGGCGGUCACGACAGGACACGUUUGAGCCUCAAACCACGUUUGAGCCUCUUCUUAAACACGCACACACACACACACACGAUCACACCUGUGUGCACCUCUAGUCUACACACCUGGAUGUGCGUGCUUGAGUUGUGUGCGCACGCACACACACACACACACACACACUCACCAUUGUGUGUUGAUGCACGUUGCUCUUGUGUCCAGUGGGGAGAUGUCGUUUAGUCUGCUCUGCUCUAACAGUCUAGUGAAGCCACAGAGUGGGAGAGGAACAUCGCUCUCUCUCUCUCUCUCUCUCUCUCUCUCUCUCUCUCUCUCUCUCUCUCUCUCUCUCUCUCUCUCUCUCUCUCUCUCUCUCUCUCUCUCUCUCUCUCUCUCUCUCUCUCUCUCUCUCUCACCACCAGGACUUAAGACUCAUAUAUACUCAUCUACACCUUUAUUUACCUCUAUUCUCCAUCACUUUCUCUCUCUCUCCUCUCCCUCUCUCCCUCUACUCUCCUCCUCCUCCUCCUCUCUCUUCAUCUGUGUCCUCUAUAUGCAUUCUACCAUGCCUCUCCUCAGCAGAGUGGAAUUGACUCCAUGGGAACAGUCGCUGGGCAACAGCCAGCCCCCCAUUCUCACUCUCGCACACCCACACACACACACACACACACACACACACACACACACACACACACACACACCCCUUCAAAUCUCCACUACUCUCGUCUCUCGGAGAUGUGCCUUUUUUUUGGUCCUUUUUUCAGAACUCAUACAGGCGUACGUGAAUCACAAUACACACAAGAACACAAUGUGAAGUCUGAAGUCCCUCGUACUGGACUGCCCCCCCCCGACCCCCCCUCAUUCUGCCCCCUCCCUUGCAGACCUCUUGCUUUACUGUACUGUACUACACUUUACCGAGUCAAUAAUAUACUCGUUGGUGCCACCACACACACACACACACACACACACACACACACACACACACACACACCCGACGCCCUGCGGCUUUCAGAGGGAAUGAUACGUGGAAAAGGACACAAAGUCACAUGAUGUGACAAUUUAGUAGUCUCUCUCUCUCUCUCUCUCUCUCUCUCUCUCUCUCUCUCUCUCUCUCUCUCUCUCUCUCUCUCUGUAUAACUCUAUCUCUGUUGAUUCUUGUGAUCUCUCUCUCUUUCUUUCUUGUUCUCUCAUCCGCUUGUUUUGUCCUUUGGAGCGAGGGCUGCCA
Engraulis encrasicolus (European anchovy) is the source of this 6876-nucleotide messenger RNA. RefSeq names its product SUN domain containing ossification factor (gene suco). Bases 232 to 5697 code for a protein of 1821 amino acids. NCBI's taxonomy places the organism in Eukaryota, Metazoa, Chordata, Actinopteri, Clupeiformes, Engraulidae. Gene Ontology annotation, cellular component: membrane; cytoplasm. The record is from RefSeq and is a predicted model, not a curated record. The transcript is spliced from 24 exons. Gene Ontology annotation, biological process: protein folding in endoplasmic reticulum; regulation of bone remodeling.